AGCAGGUAUUUGAUUAGGUCCUUUAGCUUGAAUCGAGAGAAACUUUAGCUUAUUAUUUAUGCGCACGAGUGUAAAUGAGCGUUCCUAUUUGUAUAUACAAUAUAAAUGAAUACGUGUGUUAUGUAUAAAUGCCCAGCUCAAUAACGACCUCAAGUUUCUUCUGAGAAGCUGGACGAACUAUUCUCUUACACGGAGAAAAAUGGAGCUGAGUUACUAGUAAUAAUUCCUAUGGAAUAGUAAUAAUUAUAUUUUUCUAGUAAAAAUUACUAUUAAUUGUAAAAUGUACUUUUCAUGAAGUAAAUAUUACUAUUUAUGGUAGUAAAAAUUACUAAUAGUAAUUAUUACAGUAGUCACUUUAAAAAUUACUACAGAUGUAAUGGAAAUUGCUUUGCGAUUUUUAAAUUUUAUAACGCCAUUGUAAAUUUUAUUAAAUUUUGUAUUAAUUUUUACAUUUAACAUUUUUUAAAUAUUACUCGUAGAAAUUCUAAUAAGCACUACUGCGGAAUAUAAAAAUUGCUUCUGCAAGAAACAACUUUUACUAUUGCAGAACAAACUUUUUACUCGAAAAAGUAGUAAUCCGUACCACUACUACUAUACGCCUGUGGGUGUGUGAUUACGUCACUACGGUCAUGCGCAGCGAUCGUAGCCUGACGUUGUUAAAGUGAUCCGACAUUUUCGGGUUAGAAAGCAAAGAAAGCAAGGUUAUGAAAGUGGUUAAUUUUACAAAUAUAAGUGAUCAUCAAGGAUAGAAUUCAUCAAAUUUGAGACUUUUUUCAACUGGUAAAUUAAUGACAUAGCGUUCUAUAAAAAUGUCGCACUGGGAUAAUCAGAGUCCUUUUUAUCGAAAUGAGCAGCUUCAGACAAAUAACGAAAAUUAUCAAAGAUUUAUAUUUCCUCCGGAAAAUCGUGAAUUCUAUCCAUCAACAUUUGAUAACAUUCAGAAAUCGGUUGUGCCAGCGACAAAUGAAUUUGCAUCGCUAAACAAUUCCAAUUAUGCUCAACUUCAACCGGUCUCACACAAUUUUACUACUCCACCUUCUGUUAACGAAACUGAAAAAAUAUCCUCAUCAGCAGAAUCGAUAAUUCAACAAUCAAAUUUUUUACCACAAUCGCAUUCUAUGCCUUCGGAAACUGAUGUACGUGAAGAGUUAGGAAAUAGACAAAUUUACCGAGAUUCAACCGUUUCAAAUUCCAAAGGAGUAAAUGAAAAUGUUUUAUCAGUACAGUCAAUGAAUGAUAAACAAAAUGAUUUAUUUGUAUUGCCAGGAAGUACACAGUUUGAUGAAGAUUACGGUGAAAUAAUAACAGAUGCUGAUGUCGCAGCAGUAAAUUUGAAAGAAAUUUUAAAAUUAACUAUAGAAGGGCGUGCAAUUCUUUGUGCAAAUCAUAAGUUGCCAAAUGAAAGACUGAAAAAACCAGAUCGUCUUGCCAGAGAAAUUAUAAAAUAUGAAACAGAGAAGGCCGUUUCUGAUAGUGAAGAUGGAAAAUUAUUAAAAUUUGUCAUAUCUAAAAGACAAUUUCUUACUUACACUAAAGCGAUUAAAUCAAUUUUCAAAUGCGAAAAACGCUCAGCCUACUAUAUCCCGAGUCAGAAAACUAAAUUUGGAGCACAAGGUGCUAAAGGCAAGUUAUAUUGCUCUUACAACUACAUGAAAAAGAAAUUGCGAAAUGACAAUAUUUUAGUCGGAAAUUCGAAGUCGGCAAAUUCCCAGGAGGAACAAAUUGAUGAAAUUGCUCUCGACGAUAAUACAUCAGAUAAAGAAAUUGAAUUACAAUGGCUAAAAGAAAACUUGGAACCAAUCGAAAGAAUUAAACUUUAUUGGAGUGAAACAUUUAAUGCUCGUCAAAAAUCAUUGAAAAAUCAUUCUUUGCCAGUGGAUGAAUAUUUAAAUUCAUUUCCGAGUUUAGCCAGUGAGACCGGAUAUAAAUUGCUCGAAGUCGAUUUUUCUCGCCAGUUUCCAAAUAAAGAAAAUGAAUUUAGAAGCAAAUGGCCAUUGAUAAAACUGAAACUAAUUGAAUUGUUAAAAAAAUGCAAAAUAACAAUGCAAAAUGACGAUUUGGCUUUAUUUAAAACUUUAAGCAUUGUGGAUAAUGAUAAACAAGAUGCAAUUGUUUUGCACUUACUUCCUAUUCUGACACAAAGGGCAUACGUAGAUAUACCAGAAAAUCAGCGAAAAGUAUCGAAUAACAAAAAGCAAAGAGUAUCAAAAAAACGUAGAGCUACUUUGUCAGAGAGUAGAGAAUCAUUUUUUCUUGUCGUACCUAAUGUUGGAAAUCUUGAGACAAUUGUGGAACGUAAGAGGAAAGAGUACACUGAGAAUAAAUUGCCUCUUCAGCCACUGCCGGUUCUUAUUGGAACUUUAACACAAGUAGAAGACGCCUACGUCAUUAUUGAUAAUCUGAGAUAUCGUUUAAAGAAUACUAUCGAUGCAGUCGAUAUUGCUUUUAAAAUUUGCUUCGCUGUUGACUGUCACUACCCGCCUGCUGCUUUAAAUUCUUGGCUUUUUGUCCAAGCUGCUGGUUAUGGUAUACCUUUAGACGUUCCUAACGUUUCACAAACCUUAGAUUUAUUGAUAGACGACGUCAUCAGAAAUAAUUGACGAUCGAAAAAGCGUUCACUUAGACAUAAUGUACUUCGAAAUAAGUCAUUACAUUGAUAUAAUUUUAGAUAUCGUUUAAAAAAUAGUAUCGAUGCAAUCGAUGUAAAACUUUGAAAUUGUUAAAUUUUUUACGCUGUUGAUUGCUGUCUAUUAUAGCUGCGUUUUCUGUGUCUCACAAAUCUUAGAUUUGUUAACUAAAACGUUAAAAAUAAUCUUUUUAAUGGGAUUAUAAAAAAACGUUUAACUAAAAGUGUUCAUCGAUGUAUAUAUAAACGUUUUGUUUUUAUUAUCUAUAUAUAUUUGGAAAUUCUUAUUGAGCAAGUAAAAUCGUGGUUAGAUCACAGGCUUUCGUGUAAUUUUUUGUUUAACGCGCAUUUAGCUUUUUAAAAAUUUCAUAAUGUUUCAAUGUUUUACUUGUAACGAAAGUGUGAAAAGCAAUGAUGAUUUGUUGAUUCAUAUAAAAAUUGCACAUUCUGAUUUGUCAAUUUUUAAAUGCUCAGAAAAAAAUUGUGACAGGGCUUUUUCAAUUUUUCGAUGUUUUCAAAGGCAUAGAGCCCGAGACCAUGAGUUAACAAAUUCUCAAAAUCGAAAUCUCCAGAGUUCAUCGGAAACUAGUUCGAUCAAUCUUAAUGAAAAUAAUUUUGUAAAUCAAAAUAAAAUUUUUGAUAACGUCCCGAGUGACGAUUUGAUUAAUAGCUUACCACCAGAAACACUUUUUGAAACGAAUUCAUUAAAUGUUGACAUUGAGGAUGAAAUGGAAAAAAUUGAAGAAGAUUUCGAUUUAAAGUACGCAAAUGAUGACGUGUUGAAAAAUUCUAAAAAUAAGUUUAAUGACAUGUUGAAUUUUUUAAUGACCAUACUAAUUGCAAAAUGGUAUAACAUCACUGAUCUGCCAAGAAAAAGAGUUCAAAUGUUUAUUGAUGAUUUGAAAUUAUUUUUUAAUUCGGAAAUUAUAAAUAUUUUGCGGAAUACGGUUCUAACAAGAUUAGAGUUGCUAAACGAUGACCCAAAUGAAAUUCGUAAAAUUCGAGAUAUGUUCGAUAAAUUGCAAAGUUCGCUUGACAAUUUUGAUACUGAACACAAAAGAUUUCAAUUUUUUAAAAAAAAAGGAACAUUUAUUCCCCCUAUUCGCCACACUUUGGGAUAUAAAGAGCAAUUCACAGAAGAAAAUGGUAAAAAUGUUAUCAAGAAAGUUCCAAUUACUGCUGAAUACAUUAAUAUUGCUUCAGUUUUUACGAAAUUUUUUAGUUUGUCAAAUGUUUUUAACCAGGUUGUAGAAUAUGUGAAUUCGUUACAAAGCGUUUCAAGUCUUUUUCAAAAUAUAAUUCAAGGUGAUUUAUGGCGACAGAAAAUGGAGAAAUUUGGAGACAAAUUUGUUUUACCCUUGAUUUUAUAUUUCGAUGAGUACGAGACAAAUAACCCACUUGGGAGUCACAAGGGAAUUAAAAAAUGUGGUGCAUUAUAUUUGAAAAUGCCAUGUCUACCACCCGGAUUACAGUCAAAAUUAAGUAACAUUUUUUUAUUUGGAAUAUUCAAUGCUCUCGAUAGAAAUAACGUAGAAGUUUUUAAACCAGGCGUAGAACAGUUAAAAAAUUUAGAAACUAAUGGAAUAACAGUAAUUAUAAACAACGUAGAAAGAAAAAUAUAUUUCAAAGUAAUUAGUGUCACUGCAGAUAAUUUAGGCUUACAACAAAUGUUUGGAUUAGUUGAAAGUUUUAAUUCCUCCAUUUUCUGCCGCAUGUGUCUAAUAAACAAAAAAUUGAUCAAUACGAUUUUUCAUGAAAAUCAGUGCAAACUUCGAACUAAAGAAAAUUAUGAACAAAAUAAGCAACACGGGAAUAGUAAAACGACAGGAAUAGUGAAAGAUAGUGUUUUUAAAGAUUUGCCAGAUUUUCAUUUUGUAGAAAACAUUGUAGUUGACUUGAUGCACGACAUAUUGGAGGGUAUCGGUCCUUAUGAUUUGGGUAAAAUUUUAUACUAUUUUAUUACUAAAGACAAUCCUUAUUUUACAGUAGAUGAAUUUAAUUCGAUUUUAAAAGGUUUUCAUUAUAAUUUUCAUGACAAACAAAAUAAGCCACCUGAAUUGAAAGAUACUCAUUUAAAAAAUCAAACAUUUUCAAUGUCAGCAAGUGAAAUGAUGUGCUUAAUUCGAAAUUUACCAAUGAUGAUAGGCCAUUUAGUACCGGAAGAUUCGAAACAUUGGCGACUAAUAAUUCUUUUGCAGCAGAUAACAUUGUGUGUUAGUUCAAAGUGUUCUCAAUUCGGUUGCGUUGACCUUUUAGAUUAUAUGAUAACAGAAUACCUCACUCUAUUGCAAGAAUUAUUUCCAAAUUGCUUUAAACCAAAGCACCACUUCCUUAUUCACUACCCGAGAGUAAUGCAAUUAUUGGGUCCAUUGUGGCAUGUUGCUUGUAUGAAUUUCGAACGAAAACAUAGAACAGGAAAAAUUGUAGCUCACGUAUCACUCUCCCGACGAAAUAUACUUUAUACUAUCGCGUUAAAGGAACAACUGAAAUUAAAUUACGAAUUUUUAAAGCCAAUUGAUACUAACCACGAGUUUACUAAAGGUCCGGUAAAAAGUGUUCAUUCUUCAAAUCUGAAAAAUUACGACUCGUUUUUCGAAAUUUUGCCAAAUGACUUGCGAAUUGAAAAUUUAUCAAUUACAUCUUGGAUCUCUUUUAAUGGAGAAAUUAUUAAGCCUGGAAUGAUUUUGGUUAAUUUUAACGAAGAUGAACCAGAGUUUUACUUCAUUCAUUACUUAAUCACAAAUGAAGUUGAUGAUUUAAACGUGAUUGUUAGCGCAAUUGAAUGUUAUUUUGAUGAUCACUAUCAAGCGUACAAAGUUGUUCAGUGUGAUUCCAAGUACACUUUAUUUACUUGGGAAAAUGUGUCUCAAGCAAAAAUCACGUACAUGACACGCCUUGGCAAUGGUCAAGAAUAUGUUGCCAAAAAAUGGUUUUAAAUAAUAAUAAUAAUAAUAAUAAUAAUAAAAAAAAGUUUGACAAUAAAUAAUUUUAGCAUUUUAAAUUAA
Messenger RNA from Leptopilina boulardi, 5631 nucleotides. RefSeq lists its product as uncharacterized. NCBI's taxonomy places the organism in Eukaryota, Metazoa, Arthropoda, Insecta, Hymenoptera, Figitidae. The record is from RefSeq and is a predicted model, not a curated record. Bases 810 to 2600 code for a protein of 596 amino acids. The transcript has 9 exons.